AUGGUAACUUGUAUGAGAGGAACCUCUGUAAAUCAACAUAAAAUCAAUGAUUCCCCGAAGUAUUUAACCAAAAAAGUUGACGGUGCAGAUUGUACUACAACAACUGUUAAUAAUCAAGCUUGUCAUGCUGGUCAUUGUCAUAAUAGUACAACUUAUAUUCAUGGUUGUGAUACAUAUGAUCAACAAUGGGAUAAUCUUACUGUAAAUUAUAAUAUUCAUAAUACAACUGGUUGGAGUAAUACAACAUGUAAUCUUUAUGCUUCUUGGAAUAUCGAUACAAAUGAUCUUUGUGGAUAUGCUAAUUUAACUUUUACAUCUUGUACAAAUGGUGAUUGUCGAAAUGGUACAAUUGAAAUAAAUGCAUGUCUUACUCCUGAUUAUAAAAUAAACAAUCUUAAUAGUGCAUCGAAUUCUUUAGAACUUGCUAUUAAUGAUGGUCUUGGAGAUUUCUUUGGUAUACCAUGUGUUAAUCUUUUAUAUGAUAAUUUUCGUCGUCAGCGUUUUCAUAAUAGUAUAUAUUAA
Messenger RNA from Adineta steineri, 522 nucleotides. Lineage: Eukaryota; Metazoa; Rotifera; Eurotatoria; Adinetida; Adinetidae. The record is from the annotation of a GenBank genome assembly.